AUGUUUUCGCAACUGGUACAGUCUGCUAAAGGUCUUAGAACACACGGUCUUACGUUCAAGCGGUUUACUCACGAAUAUGCACCACGAUUUAAGGUUGUAAACAAGAAACAAAAAGGUCGAGUUCCUGUUCGUGUUGGAGGUUCAACAAAGGGUUCUACGUUACAAUAUGGAAAAUUUGGACUGAGGUUGAAGACCGAGGGUACUCGACUCUCAGCUCAGCAGUUGAAAGAGGCUGAUAACGCUAUUAUGCGGUACGUACGUCAAGUGAACAACGGAAAACUUUGGCGAAGAUUAUGCACUAAUGUUGCAGUGUGUAUCAAAGGUAACGAGACUCGUAUGGGAAAAGGAAAGGGUGGGUUUGACCACUGGAUGGUGCGCGUUCCAACUGGGAAAGUGAUUUUUGAGAUGGACGGCGAUAACCUACAUGAAAAAGUGGCUCGCGAGGCAUUCAGAAAAGCUGGUACGAAGCUUCCAGGAGUUUUCGAAUUUGUCUCGCGGGACUCGCUCCUACGAGUCGGGUUACACAGCUUUAAGGAUUCCAAGCAAGACAAACCUGUAGAUUUCAUCAAAGCUUUGAAGAGAAACCCACCCAAGGAGCUUCUAAAUCAGCAACGAUCUAAACAAGGCGUUUAUAAAAUGUUCCGCGGUCGCUAA
This is a messenger RNA of Lachancea mirantina, 654 nucleotides long. Lineage: Eukaryota; Fungi; Ascomycota; Saccharomycetes; Saccharomycetales; Saccharomycetaceae. The record is from the annotation of a GenBank genome assembly.